UCACCGAAUUGCUGGCUGCCUCCCAGGGCAGCCACGGAGCUGUUUCGUUAAACCCCAACCCAGGUACUCAAGUUUCUGCACAAAGUGCAGGCAGCACCCAGUCUGCUGCAAGACUGUUUGACUCGUGCACGCAGAGUCUGCUUAAUAAAUUACUCCCACUGCCGGGGGCUCACUAGAGAUGUUGGAAUUUGAACUCUUGAGACCGACUGUGAAGUGAAAAAACAGAUAUUGGAGAGACGGGACUGAGAUGGAUGAUGAGGGAACAAAUCAAAACGCCAGCAAAUUGCAAGAAGCCAGAGGCCAGGCAUCUGCAAUGUCUCUACCAAACUCGCUGAUGAGGGACUUUGUUUCAGACUGCUCUCCUUUACAUGAUGCCUCUAUCCAUGGGCGUCUGCUUACUCUGAAGAAACUCAUCAAACAGGGGAGUGAUGUGAAUCUUGUUACAGCAGAUCAGGUGUCUCCUCUCCAUGAAGCCUGCUUAGGCGGUCAUGCUGCUUGUGCCAGUGUCCUAUUAAAACAUGGUGCUCAGGUGAAUGGAGUUACUGUUGACUGGCACACUCCGUUGUUCAGUGCCUGUGUCAGUGGCAGCAUGGAUUGCUUGAAUUUAUUGCUGCAGCAUGGAGCCAACCUACACCCACCCUGUGACUUGGCAUCCCCCAUCCAUGAAGCUGCUAAGAGAGGUCAUGUGCAAUGUGUAGAAUUCCUCGCAUCCAAUGGUGUAAAUAUAGAUCACAACAUCAAGCAUCUGGGUACUCCUCUCUAUGUAGCUUGUGAGAACCAGCAAGUGAGCUGUGCCAAGAAGCUGCUUGAGUCAGGAGCAAAUGUGAACAGUGGGAAGGGUCUUGACUCCCCUCUGCACGUGGCUUCCAGGAACUGCAGUGUGGAGCUGGUGACGCUGCUGAUUGACUUUGGAGCAGACAUUUGGGUGAAGAACGCUGAAGGCAAGAGGCCAAUGGAACUGGUCCCACCCAGCAGCCCUGUAGGCCUACUUUUCCUGCAAAAAGAAGGCCCGCUGUCCUUGAUGCAGUUGUGCCGUCUGUGCAUCAGGAGGUGCUUUGGACACAAGCAGCAUCAAAAAAUAACUGGACUUCUCCUUCCGGAUGAGCUGAAACAUUUCCUUCUCCAUGUUUAAGUUUCAUUUCCAAAAUGGUGCCUUUAAUAACACAACAAGAAACAUAUCCUGCUGUCACAAACCAAAGCACGUUUAUGACCACUCUGUGCUCUCCCGAGAGCUCCCAUGGGAAUACCGUCUGCCUGAUACAUGGGGGAGCGAAGAUGCUGAAUCUCUGGCUCUCGUGCCUUCUGCCCUAUUCCCCUCUCCAGCUCUGAACCAGGUGCAUCUGCAUUACCUGGGAGCAGCAGUGCACCCACCUCCUCCCCUGUGGGCUAUUGCCACAUCACCCCAGCAUCGUAGGGGCACACCAAGCACUUUGUUUCUUUUGGAGAUAAUUGUCUUUUUCAUUUUGCUGUGGAGACCCCUGCAAGAAUGGGCUUGGUGCGUGAGAAGUGUGAUGAAAUCUUUAGCGCGAGCAACGAUAUAUAUGCAGACCUCAUCUCGUUAGUGGUGAGACCAGCAGCCUUCAAAUACACAAAAUCAUUCUGAUGUUUACUAGUGUGCCAGUGUGCACAGUGCAAGCCUCCUUUCACAUAUAGGGAGUUAAAAAUAAUGGAUCAAAUGCUACCUGCAUGUUUAUACAUGAUGUAAAUUACAAUUCAGAUGCUCAGCUGGAUGACAUGACUGCUUGUUAUGGGUAUCCUGUACGACGGUUUGGCAUUUUUGUGCUGACCAAACACAGUAAAAGCAAUUCUGCUGGUUUUGUGGGACAUUGCAUUGUACCCUAAGGGGAAAAAAUGACAAACACAGUUAAGUCCAUAACUCCACUUGUGAUAGAGACACACAGAAAUCUUUGCUGGUUUGACCCAAGUCAUCACACAUAAUUUGAGCCAUAUAAAAAUUCACUGGCUGGUUUAAGAUGGCCAUUUGUACACUUUCCCAUCUGAUGGGGAAGAAAAACAGGUACAUGUCUUCAUAGGCUGAAAGCAGGUAUCUUGGAUGGGAAAGGUGGAUUCUUCUUAUAAGUCAGUACCUUGGUUAAGCUGAAUCUGCAAUGAACAGGCAGACAACAGACAAAAAACCUAGUGCUUACCUUUUGCAGAUUAAAGUGUGAAGAAUACCUGCUUCGGUGACACAUCUGAAAGCUGAAAAUCCAUCUUAUUAUAUUUUAGGUGAUGAACAACCAAUUUUUUACAUUGUAGUUUUGUCAUUUGCUUUCAAGCAUCUUAUUUUGUAAUUUCAGCCAAUGGUUUUAUAGGAAUACUGCUAAUACCACGGGAAAAUUGCUCUGAGAAGGUGGGGAUUGUUGCUUCUAGAUUGCUUUUCUUCUGGAAAUUUCAUAGUGUGACUCUGUUUACUUGAAUCCCUCUGACCAACAGUAAUUAAGAUGAAUUCUUUGUGCUUGGCUUGUACCAUCUCAGUAUGUUUUCUUAUUUAUUUUAAUAUAAAUUGUGAUCUACACUGGUGAAUUACAGCUUUAUGCAUCAACAUUUAUCCAGUUAUAAACUGUAAAAUUUCUACAAGACGCAAACUGUAUAAGCUCAUUAUAGGUGAGGUUUGGAUCUUUUUUAUAUUUAAAACUAUUCCAAAAGUAAUGCAGGACUUGAAAUAUUGUCAGGAAUAUUUUUUAUGAGAUUCUCUGCUAAUAUUUUGAUAGCAGUUUAAUGGUAGUCAAGCUACAAUUGUAUAGGAUGUUUCCUCAAAAAUAAAUGAUUUAUACUCUUUUUUUAAAAAAAAUUAAUUUGGUUUUAAAAUGAUACCAAAAAUGUUGUGGAUUGUGUGAUACUAAGACUGAUUGUGUUUUGGAAUGAACUCUAAUUGUUUGCAAUCCUGCCUCCAGGCAGGCAGAGUACAAAAUAGACCUAUAGUAAAGGUAAGACUAAAAUGCAAAUACUGUGCAAAUCUUGCUUUCUGCUGACGUCUUAAGGUAGAGUUGGGCUCUUGCAAUUCUUCUUCUGGCUUGAGGGUUAGUGAAAAAAGCCAGAGAUUUCACAAAGUAGGAAAAGAUGUAAAUUAGGAUGGUCAACAUCUUUAGUUCGUUUAGAUGUUUUUUUACAAUAGUUUGCAUCAGUUUGUUUCUCCUGCCUCCUCGGCAAGAGUCACAUGUAAUGAUCUUGAGUGCCCUUGUCCCUACACAACAGGAACCCUUUACUUGAAGCGAGUGUGUAGAGACCCCUGUACGGUCAGAAGUCCUAGGGGUGUCUGUCAGAAUCCAGUGGGUACAUUGUGGGGCU
Messenger RNA from Cuculus canorus (common cuckoo), 3288 nucleotides. RefSeq names its product ankyrin repeat and SOCS box containing 9 (gene ASB9). Gene Ontology annotation, molecular function: protein binding. Gene Ontology annotation, biological process: intracellular signal transduction; positive regulation of protein catabolic process; protein ubiquitination. Bases 248 to 1132 code for a protein of 294 amino acids. Lineage: Eukaryota; Metazoa; Chordata; Aves; Cuculiformes; Cuculidae. The record is from RefSeq and is a predicted model, not a curated record. The transcript is spliced from 8 exons.